Nakaseomyces glabratus is the source of this 2439-nucleotide messenger RNA. RefSeq names its product DNA replication licensing factor MCM7 (gene MCM7). Gene Ontology annotation, biological process: DNA strand elongation involved in DNA replication; double-strand break repair via break-induced replication; DNA replication initiation. NCBI's taxonomy places the organism in Eukaryota, Fungi, Ascomycota, Saccharomycetes, Saccharomycetales, Saccharomycetaceae. Gene Ontology annotation, molecular function: ATP hydrolysis activity; single-stranded DNA binding; ATP binding. Gene Ontology annotation, cellular component: MCM complex; nucleus. The record is from RefSeq and is a predicted model, not a curated record.
AUGAGCACUGCGUUGCCUUCUAUACAAUUGUCUGUGGAUUACCAGACGCUGCUGAGCGAGAUCAGCGAUUUCUUGCAGCACUUCAAAGUGGACGAGGUUGGUGCCGCCGAUGACUCUGCCACUAUUGACGCGGAUGUGAACAUUGACGAUGCGGAGGAACUGAUGAAGCGCGGGCCCAAGUACAUGUACCUGCUGCAGCAGAUCGCGAACAGGGAGCGGGAUACCAUAGAGAUCGAGCUGAAUGACGUGCUGAGGUUCCAGAACGAGAAGUUCUUGGAGGGCGGGGUUGCGCAGGAUCUUGUGGCGCUGAUCCAGAAGAAUGCGAACCACUUCAUUGACCUAUUUUCGCGCUGUAUUGACAGUGUGAUGCCUCUGCCCACCAAGGAGAUAAGCUACAAAGACGAUGUCCUGGACGUGAUACUGAACCAGAGGCGAUUGAGGAAUGAAAGAAUGCUUUCGGACAGAACUAACGAGAUCAGAAGCGAGAUGGACACUGACACCACGUCAAACGAUAUCAUGAGAGAGUUGGCGCAGGACGAAACAGAGACUUUCCCCGCAAACUUGACCAGAAGAUACACUGUGUACUUCAGACCGCUGACCAGAUCCUACGCAGUACGUUACAAUAGCAAGAAAUAUCUGACAGGGUCAAUCCCACUCUCAGUUAGACAGAUCAAAGGUGAACUCCUUGGUGAAUUAAUAACAGUAAGAGGUAUCAUCACAAGAGUCUCAGAUGUCAAACCGGCAGUAACAGUUAUAGCUUACACUUGUGACCAAUGUGGUUACGAAAUUUUCCAAGAAGUGAACUCAAAGACGUUCACACCUUUAGUCGAGUGUACUUCAAGAGAGUGUUCCCAAAAUCAAACCAAGGGUCAAUUAUUUAUGAGUACGAGAGCUUCCAAGUUUAAUGCUUUCCAAGAAUGUAAGAUUCAGGAACUAUCACAACAAGUGCCAGUAGGCCAUAUCCCAAGAUCAUUAACAAUACACGUCAACGGUCCACUGGUGAGAAGCGUUACGCCCGGUGAUAUUGUUGACAUAGCUGGUAUCUUUUUACCUUCUCCAUACACAGGUUUCAAAGCAUUAAAAGCAGGUCUAUUAACUGAAACCUACCUGGAAGCACACCAUGUUCGUCAACACAAGAAGAAAUUUGCAUCUUUCCAAAUGACUCCUCAGGUUCGUUCCAACGUCGACGCCCUUGCCCAAUCUGGAAAUGUCUAUGAGAGACUGGCAAAGUCCAUUGCACCAGAAAUUUACGGUAAUUUAGAUGUCAAGAAAGCUCUACUGCUUCUACUGGUUGGUGGUGUCGAUAAAAGAGUCGGAGAUGGUAUGAAAAUCAGAGGUGACAUUAACAUCUGUUUGAUGGGUGAUCCGGGUGUUGCUAAAUCCCAACUUCUAAAGGCAAUUUGUAAAAUUACCCCAAGAGGUGUCUACACUACUGGUAAGGGUUCCUCAGGUGUUGGUUUAACUGCAGCUGUCAUGAAAGAUCCUGUAACAGACGAAAUGAUCCUAGAAGGUGGUGCUUUAGUUCUAGCAGAUAACGGUAUCUGUUGUAUUGAUGAGUUCGACAAGAUGGACGAAAGUGAUAGGACAGCAAUCCAUGAAGUCAUGGAACAACAAACCAUCUCCAUUUCGAAAGCAGGUAUUAACACCACUUUGAAUGCCAGAACCUCCAUCUUGGCCGCUGCCAAUCCACUUUAUGGUAGAUACAAUCCAAGACUAUCGCCACUAGAGAAUAUUAAUCUGCCUGCUGCACUAUUGUCUAGAUUCGAUGUUAUGUUUUUGCUACUAGAUACUCCAAACAGAGAGAACGACGAACAACUGGCGAACCACGUCGCCUAUGUGCACAUGUAUAAUAAACAACCGGACUUGGACUUCGAACCAAUUGAACCAACUAUGAUGAGAGAAUUCAUCGCUUAUGCUAGAACCAUGAGACCGGUAAUGACUGCUGAGAUCAACGAUCAUGUUGUAUCCGCAUACAUUCGUCUGAGACAAGACUCAAAGAGAGAAAUGGACUCUAAGUUUUCUUUUGGGCAAGCUACUCCCAGAACAUUACUUGCCAUUAUUAGAUUAUCACAAGCCCUUGCUAAAUUAAGAUUGUCGGAAACUGUAGAUAUUGAUGAUGUUGAAGAAGCAUUGAGACUAAUCAGAGUAUCAAAGGAAUCUCUAUAUCAAGAGAAUCGUAAAAGGGACGAGGACUCCAACCCUACCACUAAAAUUUUCACCAUCAUUAAGAAAAUGUCUCAAGAAGGUGACUACAAGGGCUCUCUUCCUUAUGAUAGCAUUGUAAAGACCGUUAGAUCAAGAGGUUUCACAAUGUUACAAUUGAACAACUGUAUCCAGGAAUACUCUUUCCUAAAUGUUUGGCAUUUAAUUAAUGAAGGUAACACAUUGAAAUUUGUUGACGACGAGGAUCAAUCUUCGCAGGACAUCGAAAUGGCAUAG